Messenger RNA from Impatiens glandulifera, 1926 nucleotides. RefSeq lists its product as uncharacterized. Gene Ontology annotation, molecular function: protein binding. The record is from RefSeq and is a predicted model, not a curated record. The coding region runs from base 205 to 1545 and encodes 446 amino acids. The transcript has 10 exons. NCBI's taxonomy places the organism in Eukaryota, Viridiplantae, Streptophyta, Magnoliopsida, Ericales, Balsaminaceae.
UCAUUCUCUCUCUUCUUCUUCAUCUUCUUCGAGAGGAAUCGCGAUUAAUUUGCCGGCAUGAAUUUCUUGAAGCAUCAUUCCGUCUCUCUGAUAUGAUCAAUAUCUUAUAAGAUUUUUGAUCCGUCCAUACUUAGUUCUUCAAUUCCGAUCUGUUCAAUUCUCAAAGGAUUUGGGAAAGGUUUCAAACUUUAUGUGUUAAAGGUCAUGUCAAAUCGCCGAGUGGAUGAUGCUGAAUACAUGGCUGAUGAUAAUGAAAUGGAAGGUGUAGAUGAUGACAUGGAUGAAGAGUUCCGUGGAGAUGACAUGGAAGGCUCGGACUCUGAUGUGGAUGAAUAUGAUUACUUGAACAACAAAAUAGCUGAUACAACUGCUGCUCAAGCUAGGAAGGGGAAAGAUAUUCAAGGGAUCCCUUGGGAUAGACUGAGUAUUACUAGAGAGAAAUAUAGGAAAACUAGGUUAGAACUGUACAAGAACUAUGAGAAUGUUACCAAUUCUAGCCAAUUGGUUGAGAAAGAAUGCCAAGUAACAAAGAAAAGGGGCUUGUUCUAUGACUUCAGACGAAAUUCAAGGGCUGUGAAAUCAACGAUACUUCAUUUUCAGUUGAGGAACUUGGUAUGGGCGACGUCAAAGCAUGACGUCUACCUAAUGUCUCAUUUUUCCAUUAUUCAUUGGUCUUCACUAACUGGUAACAAGUCUGAAGUUCUUAAUGUUUCAGGCCAUGUGGCACCAUGUGAGAAACAUCCUGGAAGCUUGCUAGAAGGAUUCACCCAAACCCAAGUUAGCACCCUUGCUGUGAAAGAUAAUUUACUGGUUGCUGGUGGAUUCCUAGGCGAACUUAUAUGCAAGCAUUUGAACAGACCUGGAGUAUGUUUCUGCACAAGAACUACUUAUGAAGAUAAUGCAAUUACCAAUGCUCUUGAGAUCUAUACUAAGUCAAGUGGCGCAGUACAUUUCAUCGCUUCAAAUAACGACGGUGGAGUUAGAGAGUUUGAUAUGGAGAAGUUUCAACUGUGUAACCAUUUUCGCUUUCCCUGGCCAGUGAAUCAUACAUCUCAGAGUCCUUGUGGUAAUCUUAUAACAGUAGUAGGAGACAGUUCGGAGUGUUUGUUGGUUGAUUCGAGAAUUGGAAAGACUGUCGCUACUUUGGUAGGUCACGCAGACUUCUCGUUUGCAUCAGCAUGGCAUCCAGACGGGUUCAUGUUUUCUACAGGUAAUCAGGACAAGACAUGUAGAGUAUGGGAUAUACGUAACCUAGCGAAGUCUGUCAACGUUCUGAAGGGUAACCUAGGAGCCAUUCGAUCGAUCCGUUACACAUCGGACGGUAGCUUUAUGGCGAUUGCAGAACCAGCAGACUUUGUUCACGUUUACGACGUGAAAAAUGGGUACAAGGUGGAGCAGGAAAUCGAUUUCUUUGGAGAGAUAUCUGGAAUGUCUUUCAGCCCCGACACAGAAUCACUAUUUAUAGGUGUAUGGGAUCGGACUUAUGGUAGCCUCUUGGAGUUUGGCAGACGACGAGACUAUUCCUACCUUGACUGUAUCAUUUGAUGGACAUCCGAAAUAAAUGGGCGACUACUAUUCUUGGUUGUGCACUCUCAAGUUCUUGCUAGUAUUUGUAAAUGUUUAAAAUGGUUAGGGGUGAAAUGGUGGUUUCUUAUGGUGCUUAGUCUUGUGAGAGUUUUGAAAGUGUGAACAAACGACGACAAUUAUUGCGGAGGUUAAGAAAGAGCAAAAAAUUGUUAAAAGCCGAGGGUUCCCGGAUGGGAGGCCUUUGAGAUUUCUCUAUGUUUUUGGUAUUAUGCUAAACUUUAAUUGAAUUUCGAUACACAUAACUGAAGUGUUUGGAAAUGUGAAAAACUAUACAUGACUUUGUCCUGAAUUGAGUUUGUUCUUGUUUAAAAUGUUCAAUCUUGUUUGUUGUUUUUAGUG